CCGCGGACGCGCCGCGGCGACAGUGCGCUUUCUCGCUUGCCUGUUUACGGGCGGGCGAGACGGUAUUGUAUUUUGCUCGCGUCGACGGGUGUUUUGGAACAGCAGGGGGAGGAGGAGCAGAGGGUAAUAAGUCAGGCGUGGGGAGGGCGGGCUGGGGGGAGGCGCGCGGCCGCGCGAGCCAGGAGCAGCUGUCAGACUCACGGCCCAGCUCCUGGACCCGCGAGGCUCAAGUGCCCCGGCCCCAAGCCCGGGAUCCCCGCGCCUGGCCGGGCGGCCUCCCCCCAGCCCGCGGCGUCCGCGCCGGGACUGCCCCAUGGGGACCACGGCCGCCGCGCCUUUGCUCUCAGCUGUCAGCAGCUGCGGGGUGGCCCGGACCACAGCGGCCGGCGGAUGAUCAAAGCCCAAGUUUAGGGUCCAGGGAAGAGGCAGGGUGGGGGCCUCGGGAUGCAGACCCCGGGCUGUGCGCGUGGUUGAACCCUAACUAACCAAUGACGUGGUUGUCGGAAUGGGUCCGAGGGAAUUUAGAUGGAGGGGAUCACGGUUUCUGAGAGGGAAACCUUGUCUCUCUUCUCCAAAGAUGUUCCAUGAAAUCACUUACAACACUCGCUCUUUCUCUCUGUCUCACUUACUUUUCUCCCUGCCUGCCCUUCAGUCUCCAAGCCCCAGAACCACCAGCUAGGGAAGGAGUUUGGCCAGGGUAUACCAUCUGCGCCUCCCGGUGCCGAGGCUUUCCGUGGGUCUCACAAUUAUCCUGCCCUAACUCGGGCGUGUGUUCUGAAGCCCAGCGCCUACGAGAGGGCGGCGGGCGGCGCUCAUGGGCUGCUCCAGGUGCCGGCGAGAAAGGACUCGAGCAAGCAUCUCGGCCACCGCGGUCUGACCGAGUAUUUGCAGAAACGCCGACGGUGUGGAGGAAGCGGGCAAAGUGGGAUGUGUGUGUGAAUGUGAAGGGGCUGCGCACCUCCGCUUGGGGGGUCGUGGGCGCGCGGGGUGUCCCGUGCACCCUCUCACGUGUAGGCGAGUUUGGCAACUUGGGGGAAGUUCCGGCGCGGCCGCGGCCGGCGUGGUUUUGUCCGUGCCCGGGAAGGCGCGCUCGGCAGCCCGCCGGCCGGGUAUGCGUCGCCGCCGCCGCGACCCGUGGCCUCGGAAAACGAGAGGGACUAAGGCGCCCCACCCCCGCGACGGAGCGGCAGACUCUCUGCAGGCCCGCGGGUGGCGAGGCGCGGCGCUCCUCGGUUUUCACCUUCGCUGUCUAGGCUGCAGUCUCUCGCUGUCUGUGUAAAUUUCAUCUGUUGAGUGUGUUUAACUAAAAAGGGUAAUUACUUUAGAUAAAAAAUCCCUUCCCGCCUAGUGGGAACCUUGGCGGAGAUGAUGCCUAAUGAGAUAUUUUGCUUUUGUCUGUUUAGAGUAAAAUUAGAGAUGUUAACUCUGAUAACGGUUUUCUCAGAUCAUUAAAAUGUAACAUGUAGGAAAGGCAUGUCGGGCUGCGAGGGCUCGGGAUGACGUGAAAGAAGCUGAGCGUGAACGCCUGCCUCCCCUUUAGUUGAGAUGGCCACUUCGGUAAGCAGCGGGCAGCCGGCGUCUUUCUCAAAACGUGAGACUGCCCCACCCUCGUUCUGGGGCAGCUCCCUAGUAAACGGCGUUUUUCAUUCUUGCAGGUCCAGCCCUGAGUCAAAGUCUGGCUGUGGGGUACACACUGACAUACAGAGAACGUGGCCCCUGCCCUCACAUAUGCAGAACACUGGACAAUAUGAUAUGUGACAUAUUUGUCAAAAUCUGCAAUUCAGACAGCAAACACCAUGCAUCUGCGUCUCUAUUCCUCUCCUUUCCCUGUCUGGAUGUUGAAGAACCCACAGUGACAUACAUCUGUCCCUAUUAAAGACACUAGCUGUUUGGAAGUCGGGGCUGGUUGCAAAACUGGAAUUUUCUUGGUAGAAAAGAUAAGAGGCCGUUGGCAGAGUUGGAGCCAUGUUAAGAAAAACAGCAUCAGAGCCUUGGGAAUGAGGGAAAAUAGCUUCUGUAUUGUCACUGACAGUAUAUGACCUAUUCCUGUCCCAUCUUUAAAUUUUAUGUAAACAUUUACAAAUUGUUCAAGUCCAAACUGAGACCUUCUGUGAAUUAAACAUUUUGUGAAAUUGGCAAAAUUGCCUAGAAUAUUACUCACCUUUUUGUGUCUGGUUCAACAUUUAAUAGAAAAUA
Messenger RNA from Choloepus didactylus (southern two-toed sloth), 2196 nucleotides. RefSeq lists its product as uncharacterized. The record is from RefSeq and is a predicted model, not a curated record. The transcript has 2 exons. NCBI's taxonomy places the organism in Eukaryota, Metazoa, Chordata, Mammalia, Pilosa, Megalonychidae. Bases 585 to 1253 code for a protein of 222 amino acids.